GAGAGGCAGCGGCACUGGUGCUGGUGGCCAUGCUGUGGGGCAGCACCGGGCCCUUCCUGCGGACAGGCGCGGCGGGGCUGGAGGCCCGGGGCUGCCUGCAGCAGCUGCUGGCCGAGAUCUGCUUCCUGGGCCUCAACUACAAGUACAUGGUGCCGUUUCUGCUCAAUCAAGGUGGAUCUCUCCUCUUCUAUCUCACCUUGGCGUCCGCAGAUCUGUCCCUGGCCGUGCCGCUCUGUAACUCCCUGGCUUUGAUAGUCACGCUGGUGACGGGGAGGAUUCUGGGAGAGGACAUUGGUGGGAAAAGGGCCGUGGCAGGGAUGCUGCUCACCGUCCUCGGAGUCGCGCUCUGCGUAGCCGGUUCGUGA
Molecule: messenger RNA, 365 nt
Organism: Eurypyga helias (sunbittern)
Lineage: Eukaryota; Metazoa; Chordata; Aves; Eurypygiformes; Eurypygidae
Gene: TMEM234
Product: transmembrane protein 234
Source: RefSeq, a predicted model, not a curated record